Zootermopsis nevadensis is the source of this 3000-nucleotide messenger RNA. The record is from RefSeq and is a predicted model, not a curated record. Lineage: Eukaryota; Metazoa; Arthropoda; Insecta; Blattodea; Termopsidae.
UAUACUUAUUUAUUUAUCUUUUAUUCAGCCCUGGUCCACCGAUGCAGGGUAAUCCAAAUAACUACAGUGGAGGAGUAACAGUGUCUGCUGUUCCUAGCAUGGUAAAAAAUGAUCCGACGUCUACUUCAAGCAAUGUGUGUAAGCUGAUUGCCCCGCAGGUGAAACCCCAGCAGCAAGCUGUUAUGUCCUCUGGUCCAUCACCUAUUGGGCAUCCUGGGCCACUUUCACCACCUCCCUUCAACUCAUCUAGUGCACAGCCUGGACAUAUCAACUAUCAGCCAACAGCAGCACAGUUCAGCAGCAUUUCUGCCAUUCCAUCACCACCUACAGUAUUGUAUAACUCUUCACAACAGAUUCCAACCCAGGGUGGACUGUAUGGUGCAUUCCAGAUUGAUGGCACACAGGUUCUUAGUGGGCAAGCCAGGUCACAAUUUUCGCAGUUCCCCCCAUAUUCCCUGUCACAAGGACUUGGGCAGACAUCUGCUUUUAAUCAACAGUCAUUGUACUUGCAAACAGCUCCUCAUCCUCCACCCAGUGCUGCACCAGACAUGUAUCCAUCAACAAUCUCUCAGUUCCGCAUUCAGGCUCCUCAAGGACCAUUUGGCCAAUCACAGCAACUGAGUAACAACCCUAGCACAGUUCUUAUUUCUUCCACAUCCAAUUCCUUGAUGUCAGCUAGUGUAAAGCCUUCAUCACAGCAGAUUGGAGCAAUUGGCACCAAAGGUGGUGGUCCAUAUCAGCAGAGUGCUUUGCCCUCUGCCCCUCAACCUUCUCAGUUGUACAUCCAGUAUGACCCCGGUCAGGUCUUGAAUGUGAAUCAGAACUACUUGUCAAGUUCCCAGAUGGUACAGCGACCAGGCCCCGUGCAAAGUAAUGUAGUGCCUACAAUUACGCCAUCAUCAUCAUUUUACUCAGGUUCUGCUGCAAACUCAUGCCAGAACCCUGUGGUAGUGUCUGAUGUCUUGAGGGGUCUAAUUCCAGGGACCCAGACAGGUUUCUACCAGCAAACAAAUUCGACAUUACAAGCCGUGCAGCAGCCAGUACCAUCAGCCCAACAGCUUCAUCAAACAGGUUCCCCUUAUAAUCUACAGGGCUAUGGCACUCAGUCAGGUGGUGCCACACCUGUUGGUCUCCAGAACUUUGGUUCACAGUUUUCUCUUCUGCAGAUGGCACAGCAGUACCGUAGCACUGGACUUCCUGGUCCAACAUUCCUGAAAUCAGGUGGCCAACUUCCAUCUGAUCACAAUGCUGUUUCUAAUGGUAGGGCACAGUUGAAGUCGCCCUCCGCCAAUCAGCAGGAUGUUUUAGCGUCAGUAUUCUGUUCAGCUCCCCAAAUCCCAUCACCAAAAUCUCGUAAUUCAAAACAGCAACAGCAGCAGCAACAACAACAACAACAGCAGCAGCAACAACAACAACAACAACAAAGCCCAACACAGCAGCAGCAACAUCAUAAGUUCAGUCCAUAUCAAGGAGUCACACAGUCUUCUCAGUUGGCUUUUCAGCAAAGUGUAAGGGGCCAGAUGAACCUUGGAGUACGUGGAGGCAUGCCAUCAGCUCCUCGUUACCCAGCCCCAAUCCAACGACCAGUAUCCUAUCAGCAAGGUGCGGGGUCACCGGGGAAUAACAUGAUGGGCAGUUCUGGUCGACACAGGCCUCAGCACAACUCAUCACAUGUGCCUCCAUCACGGCCACCACCAAACAUCAAUAAAAUGCAGACCAGCCAGCCUGGAGGGCAGCCAUAUUAUGGAGCUCAUGGAACAAACAUGAAGCUGGAACGUGGUUCUGAAGGCAAGCCUGAAUCAAAUCCUCAUGUAAGUAGUGAAAAUAAGAUGCCGGAUAGUAGUAAUGCCAACUCCACUAGCAGCAACAGCACCAGCAGCAGCAAUGGUAGUGGAGUCCCUGCAAGCACCAAACCAGCAACAGCCAGUAGUACGCAGCAGUCUGACUUGAAAUUGGCCACAGAAGCGGGGAAAGAUGAAACUACUGCUCCGACCUCUGAAUAACUGUUGUCGGUAUUUGGACAGGCAAGCUUCCUUAUCUGUUUAAAAUAAUUGUGCAUCACAUAUGUCCACUAAUUGAAAUUUCUGUACUCUUCGAACUUGUACUUCAGAUGCUCAUACUACUUGUAGUUAGAAGCGACUGAAAAAAAUUAGAAGUUGCAGGUUUAUUGGUAUUUUAAAGUAUGUGCUUGUACUAUCUGUCUCCAUUGGCACAUUUUGUAAGUUGACUGUGACUUUUCAAAAGAACAUCCAUGUGACAAACUUGUCUGAAAACAUGUAUCUUGUGAAUACCGUAGACAUUUCAGAUUUAAAGGUGAAUGUUGACAGAAAGCUUUGCAUACCACAGCAGUUUGUUUGCUCCUCCCAGCAUGCAGAUAUAACAUGCAGAAGUUGUUUGUGUUCCUCAUAUCUUCACUUACUGAUAAUCAAGUUGGUGGAAGUUACCAGUUACAGAUAAGAAGCUUUGAUUUACUUGUUUUAACAAGUGAGCUAAUGAAUGCACUACAGAUUAUCACCAUUUUAGGAUGUAAUCAUCAAAGUUGUGUUGGCAUAAAUGAAACAGAUAAACUUCUGAUUUUUAUGGAGUUGGUUGUUGGUUGCGCAAUUACAAUACAAGGAACUGAUUCAUAGUUCCAUCAGUAAAUAUUCUAUAAUGUUUACUUUAUUAAUAUCUGAAGACUUCGGAACUGUGAUCACAAACUGAAGGGGCAUGUUGCUUUAAUUCAAUCUUCCAGUAAAAUGUCUGUUCCACUCCAAUGAAAGAUUAAGAUGAAUAUUUUAGUGAACUUGAUUGUGAAAUGAGAACUUCCAUAAAAAUUGUUUUGAAAAGUUUCUUCGUCAAGAUUGAAAGAGUAACGUUUUAGACAAAUCUUACUGUCAUUUUUGUAUUUUUCUUUUUCGUAUUGCAUUGAGUAUGUAUGUUCCUGUUCUGUGCAUGUGUGUAAUACAUGAUGGACAGUGUGGUUCAGUUUGCAGCACAGUUACUUUGCAGGAGUAAUGU